AUGGCGUGGACCGAGCCACGGUCGCGUCCAGACCCAGAUCCAGAACCAGAACCAGAACCAGAACCAGAACCAGAAUCCAAACUGACACCUUACAAUCUAAGGACUCAAACAUCAGCCACAACUCUUCCAUCAACCAUUCCUCCGCUCCAGCCUCCAGUUGUACUGCCCCUCCUCGUCCUCCUGCUCACUGCCUUUGCCGACCUCUGUGCAGCUGGUCCACCGCAGCCGGCCCGCCCCCCCCUCCUGUCCGGACAGCCUUUUAUCAUCUUCUGGGGCAUCCCCGACUCUUCCUGCCCCGGUCGGCCAGACGUCAGAUCUCUGGGGAUGGAGCGUGAGGGCCGCGUGGCCGUCUUCUACGAGGACACUCUGGGGAACUACCCUUACUUUGUGGACAAGGACACUCCGGUCAACGGGGGGGUGCCGCAGUACACGCGCCUGGACAACCACCUCCAGAAAACACAACAGGACUUGGAGGCGGCUUUACCCGCCCCGAGGUAUCUGGGGUUGGGGGUGCUGCGGUGGUCAGAGUGGGCCCCCCAGUGGUCCAGGAACCGAGAGAAGAAGACGAUGUAUCUGGAGGCGUCGAGGAACCUGCUGAAGGCUUUCUUCCCUAACUGGACCCCAGAGGAGGUGGAGAGGUGGUCACAGGUGGACUUCGAGGCAGCAGCCCAGUCAGUCAUGACGGAGACACUACGAGAGGUCAAAAGGUUACGGCCCAAAGCAUUAUGGGGCGUCUCCCCUUACCCCAGCUGCUACAGCGGCGACCCCGCCCAAACCACGUUAGCCAAUUACACCGGCCAGUGCCCCCCUGCAGAGAUGACCCUCAACGACGAGCUCCUGUGGCUGUGGAAACGAAGCUCCGCCCUCUACCCCCUCCUCACCCUGGAGAAGCUGCAGGGGGGGACGGCUGGAGCCAGGCUUUAUUUAUCCAGUCUAAUAAGAGAAGCACUACGAGUGUCCUCUCUGCCUGGGACGGCGUUUGAUCUUCCUGUGUUCCCAUUGGUCAAGAGCGUCUAUGCCUCAACCAACACGUUCCUGUCACAGACAGACCUGGUCAGCACCAUCGGAGAAAGUGCUGCCAUGGGAACGGCUGGAGUCGUCAUCUGGGAGAGAAGUGAGACUAAGACGGAGAGAGAGUGUCAGGACCUGGCAGAGUUUGUCCGCAAGGUCCUGGGACCCUACUCCAUCAACGUAACCACGGCGACUCGACUCUGCUCAGCAUCUCUGUGCCAGGGAAAGGGCCGAUGCGUCCGUCAGAACCCGGAAAGCUCCGCCUAUCUCCACCUCCCGCCCCCGGUGGACGUGGUGGAGAAGGUGACGGAAAAGGCAGAAGCAGCAAAAGCCACAGAUCAGCCGGACGCCGACACGAAACCAGCUGAACCAGCUGAACCAGCUGAACCAGACCCGGCCGAGAUGUGGAAGAAAGACUUCCAGUGUCAGUGGUACAAGACGGCAGACGGGGAAGUCGCAGACCAGCAGUCCCCCAAAGACGGAGCAUCUGUCGGGGGAACGGCAGAAGAAAACGCUGGAGAUGUGGCGGGAACUACGACCGCUUCCACAGUAGCUUCUGCAACAAAAGGAGCCUCAGUGCCUGAGCUUAGAGGAAGCAGUUCCCCAGGUACUGCAGGUCUCCUGGAGCUGCCCACAGACGGAGGCACACAUCCACUGAGUGCCCCCCACCUGACUGUCCUGCUGCUGCUGGUGGCUGGAAGUCGAUGCCUGGAACCUUAA
Seriola dumerili (greater amberjack) is the source of this 1731-nucleotide messenger RNA. Its product is annotated as hyaluronidase-1-like. Gene Ontology annotation, biological process: hyaluronan catabolic process; carbohydrate metabolic process. The coding region runs from base 1 to 1731 and encodes 576 amino acids. The transcript is spliced from 6 exons. The record is from RefSeq and is a predicted model, not a curated record. Lineage: Eukaryota; Metazoa; Chordata; Actinopteri; Carangiformes; Carangidae. Gene Ontology annotation, molecular function: hyalurononglucosaminidase activity.